GUUGAGGCGUGAAUGCGUGCUGCGAACGUGCUGGCGAAGGCACGCACAUCAGGAUUUUGUUGGGAUCAUUUUUUUUCCUCGGUAGAACGGGAGUGCGAGCGUUCGGAGGAUAUUCUAAGGACCUGUGUGACUUUAUCCUAGUGGUGCUCACUGACUGGUUAAGAACUGAAGUGUAUGUGCAAGGUUCGUGUUAAAGGGUGUGUGGUGUGAAAGCAAGCGAACACGUGUGUCUGUGUAUUAGUUUUGAAGCUGCAGCGUGCAAAGGAUACGUGAUCGAUGCGUUCUCCGCACCCCGUUCAUCAAUCAAUACCGUUUCGCUUAUGAGCGUAACGCCUUGUAACGCUUCAUUUUCAUUCUACUACUGAAAAAGGACUGUUUGUGUAUGCGUAUGUGCAGCGAGCGACGAUAAAUCCUUUCGCGGGGGAUAUCACAGGAACAGCGGAUAUCGUGAAUCGAUCAACAGCGAUUUUGAAGCUAAGCGCUCGUUUGUUUAUGUGAACCGCGGUGAAACCUGUGUGUGUGUGUGUGUGAUCGAACAAAAAGGACAAAACACGGUUACCCAAUCAAUCAAUCCACACAAAAAUACGCAAUCAACCAAAUCGACGUAAAAGUGUGUUGCCAGGAACACCCGGACCCACCGACCGAAGACAAUCUAAGGGCUGUGGCCCCGAACUUUGCCCCGUACUAAACGCUGCUGGACGAGGAAGUUAUGUGCGUUACGUUGAAGUGAGCCAGUGAGCUAGCGAUUCUAAAACACUCACAACCACGCGUCAGCCACGCGAUUGAACUUUGCCCCCGGGGGAGUCUCAUUCAAAAACGGUGCAUCACAACACGGCCAAGAUGGGAUACAUGGCGGCGCAUCCCAAGCCUCGAACUCCAAGCAAAAGACGAACGAGAGUCAUGAUGUUGGCGUUGCUGUUCGUUGCCGGUUGCACACUGUCCUGUCCGUCGGUGGCAGCCAUCACGACAACGGACGCCCUGGUGGAGGCAACACACACAACGCUCCCGGUGACGCUCGGUGAGCGUGAAACGGAGACCACACCCGACCACUCGGUCGAUCUGAGCGAAGCGGAAACCAAGGACCCAACGCAACGGUUGGAGAUCAUCAAGCAGAUCCGCAAGGUGAAUCAGGAUGGGUCGUACACGGUCGGGUACGAAGCGGAGGACGGUACGUUCAAGAUCGAAAGUCGGGAUGUGCUGGGUAACAUCAAGGGUACGUACGGGUACAUCGAUGCGAACGGUGACAUUAAGCGUGUGUCGUACGGUGGUCAGCCGACUCAGACCAGCCCGAUGGUAUCCACGCCACACACACCCGAAGAGGAGAUUGUCCACAUACCGCCAAGGUUCAACCGUACCCAGCAUCUACUGAUGCCGACCACCCGCCGGCCACCAAACUAUCAUCCACCGCAGCAGCUACAGCACCAUCAGCAUCUGCACCACAACCCCCAGCAUGCCAGCACACUGCGCCCAAGCGUCAUACAGACUAUACCGCGCAAACGUCACGGUUACUCAGCGACCUCCACCACAGCAACGCCACCAACGAGCACCGCUGGCACAACGAUGGCAAUGAACGGUGGUUCGUCCACCACCAGCACCACCACCACAACCACAACCACCACCGAAAGCACGGUCACAUCGGCCGCCACCGAAACUGGAGGCCAUCUGGCAGCAUCCUUCGGUGAGCCUACAGCAUCCUCAACGCACACCUCACCAUUGCACACGAAGCCCGGUACGUUGCUUAUCAUUCGUCCAACACCGCUACCCUACCAGUCUGGCAAGACCGCCGAACAGCUUGCCCGUCCCGAACGACUCGAAGCAGGCAAGUACACACACGCCCCAUCACCCUCGAAGAAACCCGUCCGUGGUAACUUCCUGCGCCGUCAGCUGGCAGCACCGGCGGUCAGCGAAUCCGGCGAACAGUACGAAGCACAGCCGCAGCAAAUCGUUUACGGCCAGUCGGCGGCGGACGGUGAGCUCGGCAGCAUCUAUGCCGGCGGUGGUAAACCACUCUACACGACCCACCCAACGCCACGCAUCCCAGCCGCCGUGCUAGCCGCACGUCAACGAGCCGCCCACAUCCAGAGCGUACUGCAGGCACAGUCGCAAUCCGCGCCAGGUGCACUUCCCGAGCGGCUAACAACGGAGCGCGUCUACGUAAAGCAACCGGCCCGCCCGAUCAACGGGCAUCGGCACGAACCAGCACCGAUCGUGUACGAAACUUCCACCGAACCGAGCUCCGAACACAGCUACGUUACCGAUGGUCCCGCGUCAUCGUCCGUCGUGCAGAUACCGGCCGCCAACCGUGUACUGGCGGCAAACGAAGCGGAAGCUCACGCCGAAGAACGGCGUCCCAUCUUCCGUCCGCGGCCAAUCGAGUUCCGUCCGCGUGAUGAUAAUCCCUCACCUGCCGCCGGUCGUUUCCGAACACCGUACGGGCUACCUCCACCCUAUGCACGCUCGUUCACACCACUGCCACCGCCGCAGGAUUCCCCGUACGGUGGACGUGUUGCACCAGACGCGGACGAUAAGGAUCGUGAAGCGGACGAACCACAGCAGCAACAUUUGAACAGCAUCCUACCCUACAGACAGCAGCGUCGUCUUAAUGGGGGUCUUAACCUUCCGGCAGGAGACCCAGCCUACCACCAGCAGCAGCAACCACUGAGCGCGACACAGCAGCAGCAGAACUCUUACCCUGUCCCGAUCCCGUACAAUCCGGCCCAGUACCCUCCACAUCUAGGCGGCGGACGACUACCAUCCAGUCCGUACUACUACGACAUUCCCCCGGAGCGGCCUCUAACAGCGCGUGACUUUGAGCGUAUUCUGCAGGUACUGAUCUUCCGCCAUCAGCAGCAGCAGGUCGCACAGCAGGUAUCGCGAUACCGUCUGGGAGGAGGCUAUGGUGGCUACAAUGGUGGGUUCCCGUACAAUCCUUACUUCCCCGGACCAUCUCCGUCGCCGUACGGGCUCGGAGGCCCCUACCUCGGCGGAGGUUAUCCUCAGCAGCAGAUCCCACGACCACCGCUACCCUUCCCAUACGGAGGUGGACCGUACGAUGGGCAUCAGGGUUAUCAGAACCCACUGUACAGUCCUUCCGCACCGAGCGCCAAUGUGCGCGGUGGUGUGGAUGGUGGUCAACCCGAUCCUGAUGCCGGUGGGUACGGCACUGUUCUACCGGCCGCCGCCCGACGCAACGGUCAGUACUAUCAGUCACCGCUGGACGCAGGCUCCUCGGCCGGUGGGUCACUCCGUUCGGCCGACUAUCUACCACCGGAGGUACGCGAAAGUCUUCUGUACCGGAUGCUGAUGCUCGCGAUACAGGCACCUGGCGGGUCGGGUGAGGUGUUACCGCUCGCCGCACCAACUGGACCCUCCAACCAGCAGCUACCGUUGCACCAUCUGCAGGGUGCGUCCUCGAUGCCACGACCCCAGGCGCAACCAACCCAUCGAGAACAGAGCCAUGCGGGACAGGGACGUCCGGAUGGGCAGAGUACGGUGACGGCGGCUGCCACCAUGCUACCGAUGUACAGCAAAAAACCCGUGCGAAGUGUACAAAUUCUUGGUGAAGAGUAGUGCAGGGCGGCAUCCAAUACCGCAUUCAUCCCACCCAACGUCCUGCAUGUUCGAAGCUAGAAGGUAGACUUGUUUUUGGUAGUAGUGUACACAAUUAUUAGGCUGUUAGAUUACUGUAGGAUGUCCAGGUCGGAUGGCGUAUCAGCCCAGCAAUAUGGCCGCCAUCCAGGACAAAAAGCUAUCACUCUCCCCCUGUAUAGCAUUUAGUUUCGUUGUAUUAUUGUUCUUUUUUCCCUCUGCUUUGAUGACGUAUUGGCGACGUACCAGUAGAAUAAGAUGUACCAAAGUUAAUCUCACAAACACAAGCUCACGAUCCUGGCGACUGUCAUGAUUUGGAGAAAGAAAAAAAAAGAUGGUGCACGAGGCGUUGCGAUAAUGCGUAAAUCCUUGCUUUUGACAAGUGUUUGUGUUUGUGUCUGAAGUUACCAUACGCGAGCGACGUUUCGCUUCAAAAUUAUUGCAACUUUUGAGCUGCUUUCAUCAAUAAAACUAAAUAAAAUAGAUAA
Anopheles stephensi (Asian malaria mosquito) is the source of this 4076-nucleotide messenger RNA. RefSeq lists its product as uncharacterized. NCBI's taxonomy places the organism in Eukaryota, Metazoa, Arthropoda, Insecta, Diptera, Culicidae. The record is from RefSeq and is a predicted model, not a curated record. Bases 841 to 3570 code for a protein of 909 amino acids. The transcript has 2 exons.